Mesocricetus auratus (golden hamster) is the source of this 3622-nucleotide messenger RNA. RefSeq names its product WD repeat domain 86 (gene Wdr86). NCBI's taxonomy places the organism in Eukaryota, Metazoa, Chordata, Mammalia, Rodentia, Cricetidae. The record is from RefSeq and is a predicted model, not a curated record. Gene Ontology annotation, molecular function: protein binding. The transcript has 6 exons. The coding region runs from base 1 to 1263 and encodes 420 amino acids.
AUGGGGAGCAGCGGGUCGGCGUUGAGGGUCUGUGCGGACCACAGCGGGGGCAUCAAUUGGCUGAGUCUGAGCCCCGACGGCCAGCGCCUGCUGACGGGCAGCGAGGACGGCACGGCCCGCCUCUGGAGCACCGCGGACGGCCAGUGCUGCGCGCUCCUACAAGGUCAUGAGAGCUAUGUGACCUUCUGCCAGCUGGAGGAUGAAGCUGCGUUCACCUGCAGUGCCGACUGUACCAUCCGGAGAUGGGAUGUCAGGACCGGGCAGUGUCUGCAGGUGUACCGAGGGCACACGUCCAUCGUGAACAGGAUCCUAGUUGCGAAUGACCAGCUCUUCAGCAGUUCCUAUGACCGGACGGCACGAGCGUGGACCGUGGACAAAGGGCAAGAGUCCAAGACGUUCCGAGGCCACCGCAACUGUGUGCUGACACUAGCCUACUCUGCCCCCCAGGACCUGCCCAGUGAUCCCUGCUUGGAGGCAGCCAUGGGUGGCGGGCUCCUAGUGACUGGCAGCACGGAUGACACAGCCAAGGUGUGGCAGGUGGCCAGUGGCUGCUGCCACCAGACACUCCGGGGCCACACAGGUGCAGUGUUGUGCCUGGCACUAGAUGUGUCCAGCCACACAGCCUUCACAGGCAGCACUGAUGCUACCGUCCGUGCGUGGGACAUCCUGAGUGGGGAGCAGCUGCGGGUUUUCCGGGAGCACCAGGGCUCUGUCAUCUGUCUGGAGCUCACAGACCGGCUCUUGUACACAGGCAGUGCAGACAGGACUGUCAAGUGCUGGCUGGCUGACACAGGGGAGAGGGUGCGCACGUUCCCGGCACACAGACACGGCGUGAGCGCCCUCAAGUACCACGCAGGCACCUUGUUCACGGGCAGUGGGGACGCCUGCGCCCGGGCUUUUGAUGCCCAAUCAGGAGUGCUGCAGAGGGUGUUCCGAGGCCACACCUUUGUCAUCAACUGCCUCCAGGACCCUUCUAGCCAAGGCAGAACUUCGGCUGGCCUGCCUCCAGUUCUGACAGCUGAAGCCUGUGCUGCCAGGCCUUCCCUGCUGAGGAAAUGGGACUUCUUACAAAAGUCAUGUCGUAUUGGCAGGCUGUGUGCCACAAGAUCCCUCCUGAAGAACUCAAAUACACGUCAUUCAAAGUGCUCCAGUGUCAUUUUUUGGUUUCAUUUUGGAGGCCUAUUGGCCUGCCACAGCUGUGCCCUGAUACCUGGCCUGGGUCAUCAUCUCCCCUUCUGGUUGAGAAGAGGGCUUAUCAACUAAAGUCAUUUAUACAGCAGUAGCCUUGGGAGAGGCCAGGGAACAAGGAACCAUCUCUUCAACUGGCCUGCUUGACAGGAGACCCCUGCCUUGGAGUGCCUACCCAUUUCUGGACAUUAAUCCAGGAACUUUCUGUCAAGGUGUGGUGUUGAACAGCUGGAUAGGGCCACCUGAUCUUGUGCAGAAAUGGCAGCACUAUUCCAGAUGUGGUAGAGUCACUGGACACACACCAGUGUGGGGUGGAGAGGUGGCCCAGCAGUUAAGAGCACAUACUGUCCUUGCAGAGGACCAGAGUCUGGCUCCCAGCACUUGUGUGUGCUACCACAAGCACCUGUAACUGUAGUUGCAGGUGAUAAAACGCCCUCUCCUGGCCUCAUUGGCACUUGCACACACACUGUACACAGCUAUACACAACAGAUACAUAUACAAUUUAAAAGUAAAAAUAAAUCUUUUUCCUGCUUAUUUGAGACAGGGCUUGGGGCCCUGGCUGUCCUGGAAUACACCUAGAUCAGAAUGUCCUUGAUCAGCCUGCCCCUGCCUCUCUCGUGCUGGGAUAAAAGGUCUGUACCUAUACAACCAUUGCCUGUUCCCCUGCCUUUUUUAUUUAAACUGUUGUUAUCUUCGCUACAGAGAACCCUGCCAGAGAGAUGGUAUAGGAAGCAUGGGUGCCAGCUGGGAGCCUCCCUCAGUGUGGUGUUGGUGACAGGUUGCUGUGUGUGUUUUCUUAGGAAAACACUAUUUUGCAAAGUGUUCUUGGGAAAACACUAGAAUAUUUUGCCUUGACCCAGCACAACCAAUUGGGUUUCUACUUCAAAAGCAUAGUGGCUCAGGAGGCAGAGGCAGGCGGAUCUCUGUAAGUUCGAGACCAGCCUGGACUACCAAGCGAGUUCCAGGACAGCCUCCAAAGCCACAGAGAAACCCUGUCUCGAAAAACCAAAAAAAAAAAAAAAAAAAAAAAGCAUAGUGGCCUUGGUUUGGUGUUGAGGACAUGAGGGUACCCCUACUCUUUCCCCAGCACCCGUGGCCUGCUUGUGUGUGGUGCUGUUGGAUGCUGAGCCGGAGGCACCCUCCACCACACCAGGACUGAACUGUAGUUAAGUGGUAGAGUGCUUGCUUAGCCUUUGAGAGGAAGGAAGCAGGUAUCUGUGACACAUGUUCAGCUGGCCAGGAGGAGGAACAGAGCUUUCUACCAGAUGCCUGGCCAGGAGAACAAACAGGUACGGAUGGGAGUUUUACCAACACAAGACAAUUUCAAGUGAUGUGAUCAGCAUCGAUGACAUCAGGCCAAACCCAACACAUCACUACACAGCUCCAGGAUGACUUCAUCCCCCAUAAGCAUGCUCCAUGCCUGCCCUGGUCCUCUAACCUGUGGGUGCUCUGCCACCUCCAGUCAAGUCCCCACCUGCUUUUUGGGGCUCUGUGAAGUCUCAGCAGGCUCUUCAUUUUUGUCCCAACACACUCUUCGUGCACCCAGAACCAUCUCCCUCCAACUCAUGAGUCACCCUUACCUGUCUCUUCCUCCUACCCUGUCCAUAACAGAACCUGUGUCCAUAAUAGAAUAUUCUGGAAUACUCUCUGACUCUCUGAAUCUCUCUCAAACCCCACUCUGGUGCCAUGAGCCCUUCCCUUCUUCAGCUCCCCCCUAUGGCCACUACCCUAUGCAGGCAAGGACAUCUUGCUGGCUCUGCUUGCCCAUGGCCCACUCCCACACUGCAUCUCUGCAGCAGACACAUGCUGCCAUGGCAGUGAUGCCCUUGCUUUUGGUGUUCAACAACAUUUAACAGUAAGGAAUCCAGAAAACACAGCUGGCACCAUGCCCAGGAUGGGGUCUGGUUAGCCAAUAGUUUCAAGGCAACCUGCCCCACCCUGCACUUGUGAAGGCACACACUCUGGUGGCCUGCUUCACAGCCCCUCGCUGAGACUCACUCCUUCCUGGUCAUAGCUGAACCUUGCUGAUGCUGAGGCCCGACAAGGGCUCUGCUGCAGAGCCACACUCCAGCCUCUAGGCUGCUUUUGAGUAACAGUCCACUCAGUCCCAACACACAAAAUGGAAUGAAAAACGUGAACAACCGAGAAGCAACUUACUGCACUAGGCCAAAGACAUUCAAUUGCAUUCUCCACGUUUAUUUCCAUCAGCAUCAUCCACUUCCAAAGAACAGAGAGGGGCUAACAAGAUGACUCAUCAGGGAGUGGGACUUACCACCAAGCCUGAGAACCUGAGUUCAGUCCCUGGCACUCACAUGGUGGAAAGAGAACCAAUUACCACACGUUGUCUUCUGAAUGCCCAGACUUGUGCUAUGGCAUGUUUUCCCCAUCCCCCACACAAAUAAAUAUGUAUAGUAAAAAAAAAAAAAAAAAAAAA